GCCCCACACUCACACACACUCAUCUUCACAGGCUUUUAACGUGGAGGUAAAGAAAGUAAAACACAAAGCAGAGAGCAAUGGACUCUCUUUCUUCCUCUUCCUUCAUCUCCACCUUCUCUCCUGCAUCCUCUCUUCUUCUUCCCCGCCCAUCUUCCUCUCGCCGUCUCCUCCGUAUCAACUCCGCCGUCGUCGAAGAACGAUCGCCCAUCACUAACCCAAGCCAAAACAAUGACCUUCCUCCGAGCAAACCUAAGAAACUCUACACUCGAACCAACCACACCGCCGUUUCAUCUCCGGCGAAACCCCGACAACAAACGUCUCUAGCAACAGCUCUCUUCACCACCAUGGAAGAAGUCAUCAACACGUUUAUCGACCCACCGUCACGUCCUUCCGUAGAUCCAAAACACGUCCUCUCAGACAACUUCGCUCCUGUCCUCGAUGAGCUUCCUCCCACUGAGUGCGAGAUCAUCCACGGCUCUCUUCCGCCGUCUCUCAACGGCGCUUACAUCCGUAACGGCCCUAACCCACAGUUUCUCCCACGUGGGCCCUACCAUUUAUUUGACGGUGACGGUAUGCUUCACGCGAUCCGCAUCCGUGACGGUAAAGCAACGCUCUGCAGCAGAUACGUUAAGACUUACAAGUACAACGUUGAGAAACAAACCGGAACUCCGGUUAUCCCUAACGUCUUUUCUGGAUUUAACGGCGUACCGGCGUCUAUGGCUCGCGGAGCUUUAACGGCGUUCAGGGUUUUAGCUGGACAGUUUAAUCCGAUCAACGGCAUUGGUUUAGCGAACACGAGCCUCGCUUUCUUCUGUAACCGUCUCUUCGCUUUGGGAGAAUCCGAUUUGCCGUACGCCGUACGAUUAACGGAGAGCGGAGAUAUCGUGACGAUCGGACGGCACGAUUUCGACGGGAAGUUAGCGAUGAGCAUGACAGCUCACCCGAAAACCGAUCCCGAAACCGGAGAGACGUUCGCUUUCCGGUACGGUCCGGUUCCACCGUUUCUAACGUUUUUCCGGUUCGAUUCGACCGGGAAGAAGCGAAAAGACGUUCCGGUUUUCUCCAUGACGUCUCCCUCGUUCCUCCACGACUUCGCGAUCACGAGGCGUCACGCGAUUUUCUCGGAGAUUCAGAUUCGGAUGAGGAUGGAUUCGAUGCUCGAAGGAGGAUCUCCCGUCGGCGCCGAUAACGGCAAAACGCCGAGGCUCGGAGUGAUUCCGCGCUACGCCGAAGACGAAUCGGAGAUGAAAUGGUUUGAGGUUCCUGGAUUCAACAUCAUCCACGCCAUCAACGCUUGGGACGAAGACGACGGGAACACCAUCGUUCUCAUCGCUCCCAACAUUAUGUCGAUCGAGCAUACGCUGGAGAGGAUGGAGCUCGUCCACGCCUUGGUGGAGAAGGUGAAGAUCGAUCUCGUCACCGGGAUCGUGACACGUCAUCCGAUCUCCGCGAGGAACCUCGAUUUCGCCGUUAUCAAUCCGGCGUUUGUCGGUAGACAGAGCCGUUACGUGUACGCGGCGAUCGGAGAUCCGAUGCCGAAGAUCUCCGGGGUGGUGAAGCUCGACGUGACUAGAGGAGAUAGGGACGAUUGCACGGUGGCGCGUAGGAUGUACGGUCCAGGCUGUUACGGAGGCGAACCGUUUUUCGUAGCUAGGGAUCCUGGUAAUCCGGAGGCGGAGGAGGAUGACGGUUACGUGGUGACGUAUGUGCAUGAUGAGGUGGCGGGAGAGUCGAAGUUUCUCGUGAUGGACGCGAAGUCGCCGGAGCUUGAAGUCGUAGCCGCAGUGAGGUUGCCGCGAAGGGUUCCGUACGGAUUCCAUGGACUAUUUGUGAAGGAGAGUGACCUUAAUAAGCUUUAACUAUAGAAUCUUCUUAGGUGUUGUUGCAUUUUAAACAUUAUAGUAUACAUAGUUUGGUAGUGGUCGAAUGUAUAUAAAACAUGUAUCAAAGCUUUUAAAUAUUCUUCUUUUUAAACGUA
Molecule: messenger RNA, 1978 nt
Organism: Brassica oleracea var. oleracea
Lineage: Eukaryota; Viridiplantae; Streptophyta; Magnoliopsida; Brassicales; Brassicaceae
Product: probable carotenoid cleavage dioxygenase 4, chloroplastic
Exons: 1
Coding region: 78-1859 (593 amino acids)
Biological process (GO): carotene catabolic process
Cellular component (GO): chloroplast stroma
Molecular function (GO): carotenoid dioxygenase activity
Source: RefSeq, a predicted model, not a curated record